Messenger RNA from Melanaphis sacchari, 1887 nucleotides. RefSeq names its product short-chain specific acyl-CoA dehydrogenase, mitochondrial-like. NCBI's taxonomy places the organism in Eukaryota, Metazoa, Arthropoda, Insecta, Hemiptera, Aphididae. Gene Ontology annotation, molecular function: flavin adenine dinucleotide binding. Gene Ontology annotation, cellular component: mitochondrion. The record is from RefSeq and is a predicted model, not a curated record. The coding region runs from base 430 to 1641 and encodes 403 amino acids. The transcript has 9 exons. Gene Ontology annotation, biological process: fatty acid beta-oxidation using acyl-CoA dehydrogenase; butyrate catabolic process.
UUAUGUAUAUUUUUAAAUUUCCACGUGCCGACUGCCGAUUGUGGCGAUUGUGCUGCCGCAGUUGAGAAUUCGCGCGAUCCGUUUGAUAACGGCGACCGAAACAUUUUGUACGAUUGUGUCUUAUCAGUUUCCGAAUUUGAAUGUUAACAUUGUUAACCCACCGCCUUAGCGGCAGAGCCCACAGGUAGGAAAAUCACCACCGACUGAUCGUAGUUUAAUAUUAUUAUAUCGUCGUUGGACUUGGUGCUCACUGCGACUACCUGUAUGCCGCGUGUAGUUUGAAAUAAAAAUCGUUUUAGACCAAUGGCAUUUUUACACUGUCCAUUUGCAUGAUAUUUUUACAGUUCAAAGUUCAGUGUUAGUUUCCAACUUCUAAGUUAGUAAGUUCAUUGAAUACGUUUUAAUUUUUAUACCCAUUAGCAGUUCAUAAUGCGUUUGUUCAACACCUUUUUACGACCAUCGACAGGCGUUCGAAACAUUUCCGGUUUGAUAUUGCCCGAGACCCAUUCAAAACUGAAGAACGUUUGUCGCGAAUUUUCAGAAACUGAAUUGCGUCCAAUCGCUGCAACACUAGACAAGGAACAGAUGUACCCUUCUGAUCAAAUAAAAAAAUUGGCAGACUUAGGAAUUCUAGGGGUUGUGGUUGAUAAGAAAUAUGGCGGUUCAGGAGCUGACUCUCUUGCAUUGUCAAUAGCAGUCGAGGAAAUAUCCAGAUGCUGUGGUGGAACUGGUUCGAUUGUAAGUAUUCAUAAUGCUCUAUAUGCAGGAAUAUUAAACAAAGUCGGUACUCCUGAACAAAAGUCGCAAUUUCUACCAGAUUUUAUUAGUAAAGGUAUUGUUGGAUGUUUUGCUCUCAGUGAACCAGGAAGUGGCAGUGAUGCUGCUAAUAUGCACACAAUAGCAAAACGCGAAGGAAAUCAUUGGAUAUUAAAUGGUACAAAGGCUUGGGUGACUAAUGGUAUUGAAGGAGGUGCAGUUAUUGUGAUGGCUCGUUCUGAUGUUAUUAAAAGUCAUAACGGUGUAUCAGCAUUUAUUGUACCAACAAAUACACCAGGUUUAACAAAAGGUAAAAGAGAUGAUAAAUUAGGCAUUAGAGCUGCAUCUUCUUGUAAUAUUAUUUUGGACAAUGUUAUUGUACCAACUGAAAAUAUGUUGGGAAAUGAAGGUGAUGGUUUUAAAAUAGCCAUGUCAGGAAUUGAUUUGGCUAGAAUAGGCAUUGCAUCACAAGCAUUAGGGAUAUCACAAGCAGCAAUGGACUGUGCAAUCAAUUAUGCCGGAAACCGAACUGCUUUUGGUAAUGCUAUUAUUAAACUUUCAGCUGUGCAGCAAAGGCUUGCUAAAAUGGCAACACGGUUGGAAGCUUCUCGACUCUUGACAUGGAAGGCUGCAUGGUUAAGAGAUAAUGAUCGACCUUUCACCAAGGCAGCAUCUAUGGCCAAGUUAGAUGCAUCGCAAACAGCUACAUAUGUUACACACAAUUGUAUACAGAUUCUCGGUGGAAUGGGUUAUAUCGCCGAUAUGCCUGCCGAACGGCAUUACAGAGAUGCGAGAAUAACUGAAAUUUAUGCGGGCCCAACAGAUAUUCAAUAUAUGGUUAUUGCUGAAAAAUUAGCAAAAGAAUAUGGGUAUAAAACUAGAUAAGACUUAAAUAUUAAAUUCCAUUUUUUACUUGGUUGUGGACAUUUUGUUUUUGUUUAUUAUUAUUUAUGUUAUAAUCUUAUUAUAUGUUUAUCACUGAAAGUUGUAUUUUUCCACUUGUAUACAUAUAUUGUAAAUGCUAACUAAUAAUUAGCAUAUUUUACUAUUUGAAUAACUACAAAUUAACGGUAAGCAAAAAUCACUUUAAAUGAUUGAACAAAUUAAUACACAUAUCAGAUAUUUAAUAAU